GGCAAUACAUGUUUGCCAGGGAUAGAUAGCUAACAACAAGCCGAUUGAAGACAUGUGUGAUUUGACAGUAUGCUCACUUUUUGUUUUCAUUUUCAGUGGUCAGUCUAAAGGCUUCGAUGACCCCUCACUGUGCCCGUGUUCAUCAGGUGAGUCAUCCUCAGUCCCAAGGAAUAUGACCUACGGAGUGUUUCAAACUGCCAAAUUCUGGGAAUACCUCAUACGGCAGAAACCAUGUGACAAUGACAGAGGCAGAUCCACCGAGCAUGGCCAUAAUAAAGGCCGUAAAAGAGGCAGAGAUAUGGACAGGGAGAGCUUUUCCUUUUCACACAACAGUGCGGAGAAACGCAUGAGGUACAGGGACAGUAUGGAGCGAGGGCACAAACGCCACACUUUUGAAAGAUUCAGUGGAGAAAAAGAACAGUACAGAGAGAGGAGACAGAGAGACAAAACAUCAAGCAGCAGCAGCAACAGGAGUACGAGGGACAAUGGUGAGAACAGAGACAGUCAGAGCAGACGCAAACACAAUAAGGCCAAAAGAAACAGGAAGGACAAGAGGACCUGAAAGAUGUUGUCUACUGACCAAGAGAGGAAAUUAAAAUCUGACUGACUUUCA
This is a messenger RNA of Scatophagus argus, 613 nucleotides long. RefSeq names its product pre-mRNA-splicing factor 38B-like. Bases 53 to 562 code for a protein of 169 amino acids. NCBI's taxonomy places the organism in Eukaryota, Metazoa, Chordata, Actinopteri, Scatophagidae. The record is from RefSeq and is a predicted model, not a curated record. The transcript has 4 exons.